UCUCUUCCUCUCCAUUCCUUUUGUCUCUCUCCUUUCCCUUUGUCCUCUUUUUACCGUCUCUUUGAGUCCUACUAGUCUAUUUAGAUCUCUCUCCACUCUUUCGGUGUUCUUCAAUCUUCUUCCUCCGGAGUCCAAACUCCAAAUUAAAGAGAGAUUAAGAAUACCUAGAUCUGAAGUGCAACACCUUUAGCAGAUCGAAGAGAGCAACAAGAUGCCUCUCACAGCUUCAAAGAGGUGGUGUCCCACACCAGAGCAGCUGAUGAUACUGGAGGAGCUCAACAGAAGAGAGAUUAGAACUCCCAACGCGUCCCAGAUACGAGACAUAACCUCCCACCUCUCUCUCUAUGGCAGGAUUGAAGGCAAGAAUGUCUUCUACUGGUUUCAGAACCACAAAGCCAGAGAUCGUCAGAAGCUCCGCAGGAAACUUUUCAACCGAAAACAACAACAUCUGCAGCAACACCAGACCCAACUUCAUCUUCUUCAUCAGAUUGAAUCUCCUUCUUCUGCUAGUACUGUUGUUUCUCUUCGUCAAACCCAGUUUCUUCCCCAGGGAAGAGAGUCAUCAAACAAAAUGAUGAUGGAUAGUUCAGCAAGGGUGGAAUUAAUGGAGAAACCCAACUCAGUAAGCCAUGAGGAGUGGAAGAGGAUGAUGGUGGUGAUGAACACUAGUAGUACUCCUUCCUGUAACUGUCCUCCCAAGACCCUGCAACUCUUCCCUGUUACAACCAAGGCUGAUCUUAAAGAUGAGGGCUUCAAAUCUGAGUACCAUUUCUCCUGCUUCACCACCUCGACCUCCAACUAUUAUUACACUGCAUGAGUGGAUCAGUCGUCACUGCAUGGCUCUGUCUUCUUCUCUAGUCUAUGGAUCUAUCCUUUUCAUUUCUAAGUAGGGCUGUACCAGUAUCUACGUUAGUGUUAUCAUCUUGGUUUCUGUAAUACUGUAAUGUCUUUAUGACGUGGUGGAUCAGAAAGAACUAUCUUGUUUAAUUAAGAAAGUAGCAUGGCUUUGUACUACUCCAAGGCAAGCACGAAGCAUUCAACAAUAUAUGCCACAUGCAUUAUGUUCCAA
Molecule: messenger RNA, 1069 nt
Organism: Macadamia integrifolia
Lineage: Eukaryota; Viridiplantae; Streptophyta; Magnoliopsida; Proteales; Proteaceae
Product: WUSCHEL-related homeobox 3-like
Exons: 2
Coding region: 212-817 (201 amino acids)
Biological process (GO): plant organ development
Molecular function (GO): DNA binding; DNA-binding transcription factor activity
Source: RefSeq, a predicted model, not a curated record